UGGCGUCGUGGCCGGUAGAGUGCUCAUGAACGUACACCACGUUGUGGCUCUUUUGGUGGAGUGGAGAGAAACUGGCUCGGAUCGCCCUUCCCCACAGUUCUCCACACGAGCCGGCUUGAUAAGCCACGUGACGCACGUGCAAAAAAACAAAUCUCUUUUGGAGAAAUGGAGACUCAGGCAGAUAUGACCACGCCUCUCAACGAUACAUGCCCGACGUGCAACAACUCACUGGAAUUCGAUUGGACAAGUGCAGAGAAAGUCUGCUUAAACUGCAUUCACAAUCUUCAGUACAAAGAUGAUUUGAUACUGGAUUUAAAUGAGAUGGCUACAAAUUUCUCAAUGGUACAGCUGGGAAACUAUCAGCCUAUACCCACAUCCAUGGCUAGCCCCGUCAACUCUUCUCUGCACUCAUCACCAGAAGUUUUCCUGCCCAAAACUCUAGGAGACACAUCAGAAUGCCCUUUACAUCACUCUGCCUGUCUAUAUUGGUGCUACACAUGCAUGACUCCUGCAUGUUUGAUCUGUACCAGCCAGCAGCACUCGAUGCUGACAGGACACAGGACUGGGCCUUUAAGCGAAGCUCAAAGUCUCCUUCUCUCUCAGCUUCAAGUGGAAGUUCAAGCAGUAAAGAAGAUACACAGUGACAACAAACUGUUGACUGGGAGCCACAGAGAAUUUCUGUGUUUAGUGAUGGAAGCCUGCACUAGCUUGGAAAACCUUAUGCGAGAAGAGCUAAGCAGUCUGAACAAACAGAGCAAUUCUGCUGUGUCAAAUGGCCUGAAUGAGGAAGAUACUACACAGUUUUUGCUUAAUAAAGUUACAUUUCAAUUAGCUGGACUUUCAGGGCCUGACGAGGCUGCCGAAAUGCUCAGAUCUCUGCAGUCGGAACGCAUUCGCCUUCAGACUAAGCAACAACAACUGGCCAUGCAGCUGACGUUAAAUCGUGUCAUUGGUUCAAGCAACCAAGUACUGGACUUGCAUACGUUCCGCCAGGCGGUUCAGAACUUACGGUAUUCUGGCAAUCGUGGCCCCUCGACUAUGGAACUGUUGCAGUCUCCACCUACCCAACCCGAUCCCGUGGCUCUUUUGGCCAACGUAUGCAACGCGCGACUCUACACCAAACAACUCCUCGCGAGCUCUCUAUUGACUUCGACAUCUCCCAAUAAAAGCAACUCGAUGGCCAGCGUCCUAUCUCCUACUUCUCCUUUGCACUCCUCUUUCCCUCGUUUUUUCUUGGACUUGGAAGUGGACGGAAUCGUCGAAGGCCGCGUUGUACUGGAAACCCGACCAGACGUGGCACCCAAAAUGGCCAAGAAUUUUGCAUCGCUUUGCAUGGGAGAAAAAGGAUUUGGCUACAAGGGAUGUCAAGUUUUCCAAUGCUGGGGAGGGGAAUCGUGCAUCGCAGGUGACUUCGAGUGCAAUUCUGGACGUGGAGGACGGUCAAUCUAUGCGGAGGAACCUUUCUUUAUGCCUGACGACAGCAAGCUACCCUGUAUUCGAGCAGCGAUUGGCAUGAGACGUACGCAAAAAAAGCACCACAGUCAAGGACUAGUGGGUUCCCAGUUCCGUAUUCUCCUUCGUGACAUGCCCUUUUUUACCGGGGUCUUUGGCCACGUCAUCCAUGGCUUGGAGCUGGUGGAACGUGUCUCUUUUCUCGGCGACCAUCAAGGCUUCCCACGCAAACUCAUUACCGUAGCGAACUGUGGAUUACUCAGUUAGAAGACGAUGUCUUCGAUUUGCUGGUUUGCUUUUCGUCUCAAAACAACCAAAAAAAGAAAAGAAAAAAAAAACGCAAAAGGCAUCGGGGUGACCCGAAAAACCUAAUAUUUUCCUUCUAACCCUUCGAAAGCAACGAGUUUUUUUUUUUUUCACGUAGUGAAAUGUAACAACUUGGCUCCAUAUCUGACUUUUUCUUUUGACGACCGAUACAAGUUAUUGCAUCGCCCAGUUUCAAUACUGCCACAUGUUGUUUGGUAAAUAGCAAGAAUUGUUGUUAUUUCUUUUGUCGUACUUCCCUUUUUUUUUUGUCGUCGAUUUAGUUAUUAUUGCUCUACUAUUCCCGCUACAUUUCGUCGCCCCAAUCGUGAAGUUCGGAUCACCCAUUUGAAAAAUGUCCCUGUUUUUUUUUUCCCUUUUCUUUCCAUCUUUAGCCCCCCUCUCCCUACCGUUGUGUUAUGGUGCCUGCGUUGUGUUUUUGGCGUAAACAUUGAGAAAAAAAAAAAAAAAAUCGUUAGUCUUUAUUAACACUGCGUGAAAGGCAAAUAUGCUACUUUUUUGUCCAACGAAUUUUUUAGGUUGUUACAACACGUCGACAUGUCUAGUCUGUCAGUGUGUGCGUGUGCGCGUAUCUGUUGGGAAAAAUACGGAGUGCCUUUUGGUUUUUGCUUAUGUCGCACCUUCCUCGGCUUGUUACCUUUCCCCUUUUUCGGCGUAUCGGAAUUAUUAAUGUCUCGAGUUUAUCGUGGUUGUUACGGACUAUUACCUUCUCUAGCUCCUUCCCAAUUUUUCUAAAACCUUUCAACUAAAAAAAAUACUUCAUCCAUACGUGGAUAAUCUAAAGGGAAACCUGAAUGCUGAAAUACACGUAACGAUCGCUGUCGA
Messenger RNA from Daphnia magna, 2601 nucleotides. RefSeq lists its product as uncharacterized. Bases 166 to 1719 code for a protein of 517 amino acids. The record is from RefSeq and is a predicted model, not a curated record. The transcript has 2 exons. Lineage: Eukaryota; Metazoa; Arthropoda; Branchiopoda; Diplostraca; Daphniidae. Gene Ontology annotation, molecular function: peptidyl-prolyl cis-trans isomerase activity; zinc ion binding. Gene Ontology annotation, biological process: protein peptidyl-prolyl isomerization.